Molecule: messenger RNA, 1464 nt
Organism: Rhagoletis zephyria (snowberry fruit fly)
Lineage: Eukaryota; Metazoa; Arthropoda; Insecta; Diptera; Tephritidae
Source: RefSeq, a predicted model, not a curated record
AUGGCUGAACUCUUGCAACGCUUUAGUGGGAAUCCAUUCUCCACGCCAGUUGGCCAGAAGAUCGAGCAAGCUACCGAUCCAAUGCUGAAUAGCGAAAACUGGGCUCUCAACAUGGAAAUCUGUGAUCUGAUCAAUGAGACGGAUGACGGUGCUCGUGAUGCUGUUCGUGCCAUAAAGAAGCGUCUUCAGCAGUCUGCCAACAAGAACUUUGCAGUCUUCAUGUUCACUUUGACUGUGCUGGAAACUUGUGUGAAGAACUGCGGCAGGCGCUUUCACAUGCUGGUGACCAAUAAGGACUUUGUCCAGGAGAUGGUCAAACUGAUUGGCCCGAAAAACGACCCGCCACCCGAAGUUCAAGAGAAGGUUCUCAGUCUCAUUCAAAGCUGGGCUGAAGCAUUUCACGGGCAAACUGACCUGCAGGGAGUGUCAGCAGUGUACAACGAACUUCGAAGCAAAGGCGUUGAGUUUCCCAAGUCAACCGUUGAGCCGAAGGUGCCCAUUCACACACCUCAGAGAAGCAUUUCAGCGCCGCCACCGCAACGACAAACAGCCAUGCCCGCAAGUGCGGUCACUGCCCCGCCGCCAUCCACUGGGGCCAGUGAGAUAUACCCCAUUCACCUCAGCCCUGAACAGCUGAACAAGCUGAAGAACGAACUGGAGGUGGUCCAGGGCAACAUGAAGGUGCUCAGUGAGAUGCUGACGGAGAUGAAGCCCGGCGAAGAGCACCGGGACGACUGGGAGCUUCUGCUGGAGCUGUACGGCACGUGCCAGUCAAUGCAGAAGCGAAUUGUCGAGCUCAUUGAGAAGGUGGCCAAUGAGGAGGUGACCAAUGAGCUGCUGAGAAUCAACGACGAACUGAAUAACCUCUUUAUGCGAUUCGAGAGGUACCAGAAGAAGAGAGCCAGUGUGGCCGGCAGUAGUGCCGCUCAUCUGCAGGACAUCACCAUGAUUGCCUCCACCUCGACGUCCAAUGUGCCACCGGUGGCAGGCACUUCAUCGUCGAUGAAUCUUCGCGGCACUGCCGUGCCCGCUGGUGCUCCGAUUCCCUCCCUGAUUGACUUCACCGACGAUGAGCCUGACGCACUUGUUGGUGAGGUGAAAAGCCUUCAGAUAGCUUCUCAGCCGGCCACACAAACAGCUGCUCACGGUGGUGACCACGAAUUUGACAUGUUCGCUCAGUUGCGAUCUAACCCAGGUAGUUCGACAGCAGUCCCCUCAACUUCAGCUGCAUCCGACCUGUUGUCACUAGAUCCGGUGGCGACCGUUGCUCCCACACAGAAGAAUGGACCAAACGAGGACGUGAAGGAAGUGAAUGAGAUCGAGCAAUGGCUGGGCGAAAGAGAGCAGUCCAAUACGCCGAGCAUGCAGUUUGAGCAGUUCUUGGCGAGAAGAGCCGAUGCUCUGGACCAGCAGCCGGCAAAGAAGAGCACUUCAUACAACAACCACGAUUCAAGUCUCAUUUAA